CGCCAACAAUCAUCAUCGCCCCUGUUCGAAGGACUGCCCACCAUCCAUUGCUUGGUUGUGUUGGCGUUGCUGCUGUUUGGAUUGUUUGUUUGAACCACAUACAGCAACCAGCAGCAGCAGAUUCCUCGUGCCUCAAACCCUCCUCGCGCGCGCUGGUUGAUGUGAAUGUCGACGAUGCUGAAAGGUGGAGAAACAGCAGGCCCAAAGAUGGGCCCACCGCUGCUGAUUCAACCGAAGAGCGCCUCAGACCUGGUGAAGAAGAGCCGGCUGGGCGUGGCUGAGCCGUACGUCGUGGCGAAGUUGACACAAGUUGACCCAAUGGUUGUGUCGAAGCCCUCCAUGUGUGGAACUCGCGCCCGCACACGACAUGCCGUAGGAUUGAACCCAACGUGGGACGACGUGCUGCAGCUCAACUGGAAAGUCGAAGGCCACAUUGAUGAACACAACGGCCCGCACUACUUCCUCCUUCUGCAAAUCUUUGACAGACAUCGCCUUGGCCGUGACAGCUUCCUCGGACAGGCGGUGUUGAAUCUGCGACUGCUGCCCCCGAGUGCACGCUCCUUCUCAGACACGCCCGCCGUGCUGAACAUUCCCCUUCGCCCGCGCACAAGAAAGCAGCGCGUCAGCGGCCACCUGCGUGUUGCUGUCGGCUAUGACCUGGGCGCUGUAGGUGGAGGCGCAGGCAAGCGCACGACAGCAGCGACGAAACGCGGCCAGCCCGAGUCGUUCUCGGCGUCGCCAGCAGCCACAGCGCACGCACAGCCGCUCGAUCUUGGCUUUGCAAAGAUGGUGGGACAUGCGGAGCCAUCGUCCGCAACGACUCACGCACGGGAUGGCCGCGAUGACCGCAAUGGCAGCGGGACGGCGACUGGCGGCACCGGUGCUGUCUCAUCAGCAGAGGCGGCCAGAGCAGCAGCGGAAGACGCAGUGGAACUGGACGAACCAUCCACAGAUGACGCAAUCGAGCAACGCCCCCUGCCUGAAGGGUGGGGCACGAAGACAGACCGCCAAGGCCGGCUCUUGUACGUGAACCACAAGCUGCGGCGCGUGACAUAUCGCCACCCACUUGAUAUCCGCCGCUCAAGCAGAAGAACCAGCAGUGGAAGCGCGCGCAUAUACUGCGCACAAGUGUCGCCGCACCCCCGUGGUGACACGGGUGAUGCAAGCGACACGUGUGAGGACGACGUGUUUGUGCAGGUGGAGGAAGUGCCGAUUGCCACGACCACCACCACGACCACCACCAGCAAUGACGACGAACAUACACGUGCACAUGACGCAUCACACGGAAGCAGCGCCGGGCGCGGUGUCAACGAUGUGAGCAGCGCCGAUGGCCGAGGUGGCCACGACACCAGCGAUGAGCAAGGUGGCCGUCAUGCAAAUGACGAUGGCGCUGCGGUGGAGUCGUCGACGUUUUCUGUUGAGGACGCGCUGCCGCCGGGCUGGGUCAAGUCCAAGACGGCCACGGGCAGGGUGUUCUUCAUUGACCACAACACGAAGCGAACAACCUGGGAUGAUCCACGCACACAUUACCGACGGAUGGGUGUUGGUGAGAAUGCGGUGAACUUGCCGCGCGUGCGUCGGUUGCAGCCAGCGGACAGCCUGUCCGAUUUGGGCAUGCUCCCUGCCAAGUGGGAGGAGCGGCAGACAGAACGCGGGCGGCGGUACUUUGUGAACCACCGAACGCGCACGACGCAGUGGGAGGACCCGCGCACUGGAUUGCCGCCAUCAACGGCCGACGCGGGCGUGAGCGCCAUCUUCUCCCAGGCGUUUGUGGACAAGAAGCGACACCUCCACUCGCUCAUCAAACGAACGAGACCACGUGGCAAGUGCGACAUCAGCGUGAGUCGCAGCCGCAUCUUUGAGCAGUCGUACAGCGCCGUGCUCGGCAUGUCCCCUGACCAGCUCCGCAGGGAACUCAGGAUCACCUUUGAAGAGGAGCGCGGCCUUGACUUUGGCGGGCCGACGCGCGAAUGGUUCUACCUCCUCAGCCACGAAAUGUUCAACCCGUACUACGGGUUGUUUGAGUACAGCGCCGCCGAUAGCUACACGCUACAGAUGAGUCCCACCAGCAGCGUCAACCCAGACCACCUGCGCUACUUCCAGUUCAUCGGGCGCGUUGUUGGCAUGGCCAUCUACCACGGCAGGCUGCUCGACGUCUUCUUCAUCCACCCUUUCUACAAGAUGAUGCUGCGCCGCCACAUCGCGCUGGCCGAUGUGGAGGUGGUGGAUGCAGAUUACUACCGCUCUCUUCAGUGGAUCCUUGACAACGACCCAACCCAACUCGAACUCACCUUUGAGGUUGAUCGUGAAGAGUUUGGAACGGUGACACAUAUUGAACUCAAGCCUGGUGGUGCCGACAUUCCCGUGACGCAAGACAACAAGGAGGAGUAUGUGAACCUUGUUGUGAAACACAAGUUUGUGGACCAGGUCGCCGCACAAAUGGACGCGUUCAUGGAGGGCCUGACUGCGAUUGUGCCCCUGGAUUGGCUGGAGCCGUUCACGUCACACGAACUCGAGCUCCUCAUCAGCGGCAUUUCAGAAAUUGACAUCCACGACUGGCGCGCACACACCGUCUACCUUGACGGCUACACCAACCGCUCACAGGUGAUUGGAUGGUUCUGGCAGGCCAUCUCCUCCCUCAACAUGCAGGAGCGCGCACGCGUCUUGCAGUUCGUCACAGGCACAUCGCGCGUGCCGAUGAACGGGUUUGCUGAGCUGUACGGAUCAAAUGGUCUGCAGCGCUUCUGCAUUGCCCGUCGUGGCGGUCGUUCGCAACUGCCGCGUGCACACACGUGCUUCAACCGACUGGAUCUCCCACAGUACCAGUCCUACGACGAACUUCGGGAAAAGCUGCUGUUGGCAGUUGAGAACACGGAGGGAUAUGAUGGCGUCGACUGAUGGCCACACCCACACACACCCACACACACACACACACACACACACACACACACACGCACACACACACACACACACACAAGAUGUACGAGCGCAGUGCAUGCUAGGGCAAACUGUACUCAGCUGCGUACAUCAACCCCGAUUAUUAUGUUUUCACUUACCGCCGACUAUUUGCCAUCAUUGAUCAUGAUCAGUUAGACAACAGUUCACUUGCUGUGUUGGUAACAAGAGCGCAGCAAUAACACACAGGCUUGAAAGAAGUAAAGAGCCGCACGCUAUUGUCAAUGCCUUUCAUACUUCGUCAGCGAUAAAAUAAAAAUGGAAGACAUAC
Salpingoeca rosetta is the source of this 3226-nucleotide messenger RNA. Its product is annotated as ubiquitin-protein ligase. The record is from RefSeq and is a predicted model, not a curated record. Bases 166 to 2898 code for a protein of 910 amino acids. Gene Ontology annotation, molecular function: protein binding; ubiquitin protein ligase activity. The transcript is spliced from 17 exons. Gene Ontology annotation, biological process: ubiquitin-dependent protein catabolic process; regulation of dendrite morphogenesis. NCBI's taxonomy places the organism in Eukaryota, Choanoflagellata, Craspedida, Salpingoecidae.